UUGUGUGCUUACAUGCAGAGUGCAGACCACUUGUGCUGAGCAGAACUUAAUGAACGGCAGGUAGCCAGGGACAAUGUCCCAGCAGUGCUGCAUGGAUCCCAGCAAUAACUAUAUUAGUCAGCUAAAUGAGUCAACAACAUGUUAUCUGCUGAUAACCAUUUCAUUACAUAUUGAAAGGCAAGGGAAAAGCUAUUUCCCAUAGAGUCCUCCAGCUAAGGCCAGUGCUCCCCUGAAGAAUGAGAUUGUUAAGGAGCUCUAGACAUCUGAAAUGUACAAAUUUACAAAGGAUAUAAAAUGAAAACUCUUGAGCAUUAAUCACAGCUGAUGCCAGUUCCAGCCAUCUAAUGAGGACCCUAUGUAAACCUAAUAAUCUCUUUUAUUGAGGAUGAGAUAACGAUGCUUGUAGAUUACGUGAAUUGCACUUCCUAUUAUGAAAACCCCUCAUCAUACACGACAGCUGGAACUGCCAUCAACGGCACAACAGAUAACUCAGAAUGUCUCUCACAGUCUAUCCUAGUCAUGCGGAUGUUUUUAAUUCCUGUAGUGGUCUGCAGCAUUGUUACUCUUUUGGUCAACCCCCUGGUUCUCGUUACUAUCUUAAUGAAGGACAAACUAAGGAAGGAGACAAGGUACAAUCUCCUGGCCAAUGUGAUGAUCUCAGACCUCAUCUUUCUUAUAUUUAACAGUCUCAUUUCUACUUGUAACGCCAUCCGCUGGUACAUUCACCGGAUUCUGUGCUUCACCAUGACUGUCUUCUCAUUUGCAGCCUAUACCAGCUGUGUUUUGACAUUUACUGUUAUGGUAAUUGACACCUACAUUGCUAUCUGUUUCCCUCUACAUUACCACUCUCUCCUGUCUGUCCAACGCACCAGAAAAAUAUUAUCAGCAAUUUGGAUUUUUUCAGUUGUUUUCCCCAUAGCUGUGUUUGUACUCUCUGAAUCAUUUAACACAGAUGUACACGAACGACAAAAUGUUUGCCUCUUGCUAUACUAUGGGCCUCAAGAUAAUAGGAAUAACAGAGUUACCAUAGUCUGCUCAUUUGCCAUAAUUUUCUUGAUGAUUUGUUCUGUUAUGAUCACUUACUUUUACGUUAGGUUAUACACAAUGACGCGCCACUCAGGUAUAUGGGCUAGCCGAUUCUCAAGAGCUCGAAUUACCCUUCUAACGCAUUCCAUUUUGCUGUGUUUGUAUAUUAUACCUGCUUUUAUAUUGACUACGGAAGUCAUAAUGUUUAAAAACAAUGUGAUUGGAAUGGAUGUAAGGUUGUGGAUAUCUGCCAGUAACAGUUGUGUGAUAAUGUUGAUGCCGCGGGCACUAUCGCCUUUAUUGUAUGGACUCAGGUACCGUGAGAUAUAUGCCUCAUUAAAACUCUGGUUUUCGCAAAAUAAAGUAAGCUUUACUGGUACAGAUGGAUACAGAUAAUAUACAAACUCACAAAAUUGUUAGCACUUGAAAUUUGCUUAGUAUUUGUAAUUUAUUAUGUAUGUGUUGUUGCAUUUUUGUUCAAUGAAAUAAACUAUCCUUUAUUUGAGAAAAAUAUUGUAUAUUGUUAUUGUUAUUUAGUAAGG
This is a messenger RNA of Rana temporaria (common frog), 1568 nucleotides long. RefSeq names its product probable G-protein coupled receptor 148. Gene Ontology annotation, cellular component: membrane. NCBI's taxonomy places the organism in Eukaryota, Metazoa, Chordata, Amphibia, Anura, Ranidae. Gene Ontology annotation, biological process: G protein-coupled receptor signaling pathway. The record is from RefSeq and is a predicted model, not a curated record. Bases 397 to 1422 code for a protein of 341 amino acids. The transcript is spliced from 2 exons. Gene Ontology annotation, molecular function: G protein-coupled receptor activity.